CGGGGCAGGCUCGGGGGGACCGCAGGAUGCGGCGCUGAGCGCGCUCCGCUCGCUUUCUCCGUCCGUCUGUCCGUCCGUCCCUCGGUCUCCCUGCCCGGGCUCCCGCACGCCGAGAUUCCCUCCCGCAGCCCAUGAUGUGCCUGGAAAGCGACGGCUCCUCCGGCAGCAGCCCGGGCUGCGGCGGGCGGCUCCGAGCUGGCGACGAGGAGGAGGAGGAGGACGGCGAGCGGGGCUGCUGCGGCCGGGGUGCCGAGGGCGAGGUGCAGACCCUGUCGGGCAGGAUGAACCCCCCGGCGGCCGGCAAGCACCCCGACCGCCCCGCCGCCCUCCGCAAGGCGCCGACCCUCGGCCGGGCCCGGGUAGCGGCCGCCGGCAUCCUCAGUGUGGGCAACGUGCUCAACUACCUGGACCGGUACACGGUGGCAGGUGUGUUACUAGACAUCCAGCAGCACUUUGGAGUUAAAGACAGCGGGGCUGGCUUGUUACAGACAGUUUUUAUCUGUAGUUUCAUGGUUGCAGCACCAAUCUUUGGUUACCUUGGUGACCGGUUCAACAGAAAGAUCAUUCUCAGCUGUGGGAUCUUCUUUUGGUCAGCUGUCACUUUCUCAAGCUCCUUCAUCACUGAGCAGUAUUUCUGGCUCCUUGUGCUCUCCCGGGGUCUGGUUGGCAUUGGUGAAGCGAGUUAUUCCACUAUUGCACCAACCAUCAUUGGAGACCUGUUCACCAAAAACACCAGGACCCUUAUGCUGUCUGUGUUCUACUUUGCAAUUCCUCUGGGCAGUGGCUUGGGGUACAUCACUGGGUCGAGUGUGAAGCAGGUUGCUGGAGACUGGCACUGGGCACUGCGGGUAUCUCCACUCCUAGGAAUGAUAACAGGGACACUCAUCUUGAUAUUUGUGCCUGCUGCCAAAAGAGGAAAUGCUGAACAACUUGGGGGGCAGCUGAAGGCUCGGACUUCAUGGCUGAGAGACAUGAAAGCAUUGAUUAGAAACCGCAGCUAUGUGUUCUCAUCCUUGGCCACCUCAGCUGUCUCCUUUGCCACGGGGGCACUGGGGAUGUGGAUCCCUCUGUACCUUCACAGAGCACAGGUUGUGCAGAAGACAGCAGAGACCUGCAGCUCCCAGCCCUGUGGCACCAAAGAUAGUUUGAUCUUUGGAGCAAUCACUUGCUUCACUGGAUUCCUGGGUGUGAUCACAGGGGCAGGAGCCACCAAGUGGUGCCGCUCCAAGACGCAGCGAGCCGACCCCCUGGUGUGUGCUGUUGGGAUGCUGGGCUCUGCCAUCUUCAUCUGCCUCAUCUUCGUGGCUGCCAAGAGCAGCAUCGUGGGAGCCUAUAUUUGCAUUUUUAUCGGAGAAACUCUUCUGUUUUCAAACUGGGCUAUCACAGCAGACAUACUAAUGUACGUGGUCAUUCCAACUCGCCGUGCGACCGCCGUGGCCUUGCAGAGUUUCACUUCACACCUCCUGGGAGAUGCUGGCAGUCCUUAUCUCAUUGGAUUUAUCUCCGACCUGAUCCGCCAGAGCACCAAGGACUCGCCGGUGUGGGAGUUCCUCAGCCUGGGAUACGCGCUGAUGCUCUGCCCCUUUGUGGUUGUCCUGGGAGGGAUGUUCUUCCUGGCCACUGCCCUCUUCUUCCUGAGUGACAGAGCCAAAGCUGAGCAACAUCACUGUUUCCAGCUGCAGCCUGCUUGGAGUCUGAAGUUCUGCAGGAAUUCAUGUUAUCAAUCACGUCUUGUCCCAGAAUUACUGACACCAUCAAAACAGCUUGAGGGUGAAUCAGCUUGUGAUGCCACCAGCCUCUGUGAAGGUCUGAGACGCUGCCAGUGAAGGCAAUGACAAUGGACUCCUGCUCCCACCGUGCCAGUCUCAGCCUCGAAGCCCUUCUGUUCUGGAUAGCAGUGGAUCCUUCAGCUCCACGUCCCAGAGGGGAUCUCUGGCACCGAAUCCAUGGCUCCAGCCUGCAGGGUCAGGCACCAGGAGAUGAGCAGGGAAUGUGGCAACUUCUGGAACACAAGGACAUUCACGGGGUCCCCAAGCAUGGAAACCAACUGUCCACUGGACCCAGAAAAAGCUGCCCAAGUGAGCAACUGUAGAUUGUGUAAAUGGUUUUAGAUGUAGCCAACGAAGUCCACACUGUUUGUAGGGCAGCUGGUGUCCUAUGGAAUGCUGCUGCUCUGCCAGCAAUCCCACUCCCACAGACUGCACUAGUUGAGGACCUGUUCUGUACAUCACCUUUUCUUUGACACUGAAGGUUUGAUUCAGAUUAUUAUUUUUUAUUUAAAUAUGUUAUAAGAUGCUUUAUCUCUGCUGAAGACAUUAGAUUAUAUAUAUAUAUAUAUACUUAGAUAAACAGUUUUUAUUUAAACAUUUGAAAUCUGGAGCUGCCUGUGCAACCAUAGCAGACAUGAAUAACGUCCACAGCUCUCCUCCUCUGUGCCCUGGUGCCAGGGCCUGCAAGGGCACCACAGGAAAACUUCCAGUGGGUGACCUACCUGUCACUGGGACUGAGCAGUGGGACAGAGGAGAGAGUUUCACUGCACUGGGUAUGCUGGUGGUUGUCACAGAAAAGCCCAGAAGAACGUUGGACAGAAAUCCCUACAGGCUCUAGAGUUUUCUAUAUGCUCCAUUCAGCCUUCCUAGGAGGUUCACAGGCUUUUAAACUGCCAAAACCCACCUGGCUGAAUGGCUGUCCCUUGGGCCUGGAGUGCAAUAUUGCUGUGCAGUGACCUCGUGCUUUGUUUACAUGAUUCCAUAUCACUCAGACUGUCAGUGCUAAUUCUCCUGUCAAUAUUCCAAAGCAGCUGGACACUCUGCCCUCAGAAUGCUUGGGUUCCUGCACAUCCCACCCUGCCUGUCCCAGAGCACUGUCACUGGGGUGUCACUUGUACCCACACAAAAGUGCAUGUGAGAGCUUUCAGACAAGGCCAGUGCCUGACCUGGGUUAGACUCCAGUGCAGAAGCAAGUCAUGGUGCCAUUCCCCUGAGUCCUGUACUUGGCCUCCACAAGCCAAAUGUAUGCUGUGUCAGCUGGAUGGGGGAGGAGGGGGAGCCCAGGUCCUGAAGAGGGCCAGGCUGCCACAGGGAGGGCAUUGCCACAGGGAGGGCACUGGCUCAGCAGGCUCCAUUCCCUCUGUUCUGAGCCCUCUCUCACAGUUCAGCACAACUUGAGCAGCUGGAAGCAGCUCAUUCUUGUGCUCACGGCUCACAAGUGACUGCUGUUGGGGUCCAAGGAGACUAAAUCAGCUCAGGAAAUGUCAAACCAGGGCUAGGUGUGAGUUGAGGCUGGGA
Molecule: messenger RNA, 3287 nt
Organism: Oenanthe melanoleuca
Lineage: Eukaryota; Metazoa; Chordata; Aves; Passeriformes; Muscicapidae
Product: sphingosine-1-phosphate transporter SPNS2-like
Exons: 14
Coding region: 132-1826 (564 amino acids)
Biological process (GO): sphingosine-1-phosphate receptor signaling pathway; transmembrane transport; lipid transport
Cellular component (GO): membrane
Molecular function (GO): transmembrane transporter activity; sphingolipid intramembrane carrier activity
Source: RefSeq, a predicted model, not a curated record